AUGGUUCAUCUCAGUGCCAUCAACAAGGACGACAGCGGCAGCGCUGCGAGCAUUGCCAAUGACGCAGUUGCCCACCUGACUCAAAAAGCCCGUAGUACUUUGAAGCUGUCGUCCGAGGAAGAUAGCCUCACUACCAGUGUUUACGGCUCCCGCUUCGCGGAGCAGGAGUUGCCCAGAUUCACCAUGCCAGAGCGUGCGAUGCCCCGCGAGAUUGCUUAUAGAAUGAUCAAGGACGAUCUUAGUUUGGAUAACAACCCCAAGCUCAAUCUAGCGUCUUUUGUCACUACUUACAUGGAAGACGAGGCUGAGAAGUUGAUGGCUCACUCCCUCUCCAAGAACUUCAUCGACUACGAGGAAUACCCCCAGUCAGCUGACAUUCAAAGCCGAUGCGUCAACAUGAUAGGCGAUUUGUUCCAUGCACCCAGUGGCAAUGGGAUCGGGUGUUCAAGUGUGGGUUCCUCUGAGGCUAUUAUGCUGGCUGUGUUGGCGAUGAAGCGUCGUUGGAAGAUUCGCCGCCAGGCUGAAGGCAAAAGCACUGAACGCCCUAACCUCAUCAUGUCAUCCGCGGUCCAGGUGUGCUGGGAGAAGGCUACCCGCUAUUUUGAGAUUGAGGAGAAGUUUAUUAACUGUACUCCGACACGCUUUGUCAUUGAUCCUGAGGAAAUGGUGGCCAAGUGUGAUGAAAACACCAUCGGCUGUGUUCUCAUUUUGGGUACGACUUACACUGGUGACUAUGAAGAUGUCAAGGCGGUGAACGACUUGUUGAUUGAGAAGAACAUUGAUGUUCCUAUCCACGUGGAUGCUGCCAGUGGUGGCUUCGUCGCUCCAUUUGUCGUGCCUGACCUGGAGUGGGACUUUAGAUGCGACAAGGUCGUCUCCAUCAACGUCUCGGGCCAUAAGUAUGGUCUGGUCUACCCUGGUGUAGGUUGGGCCAUUUGGCGAGCUGCCGAAUAUCUUCCCCAAGACCUCGUCUUCAACAUCGACUACCUCGGAGCCCAGCAGUCAUCUUUUACUCUAAAUUUCUCCAAGGGAGCAUCCCAAGUCAUCGGACAGUAUUACCAGCUUAUACGUCUUGGCAAGCAAGGCUACCGCCUUAUCAUGAGCAACCUGACCCGCACAGCUGACUAUCUUAGCGACUCUCUCCAGAAGCUCGGGUUUAUCAUCAUGUCUAAACGUGCCGGAGAGGGUCUACCCCUUGUCGCUUUUCGAUUUCCGGAACCCAAUGAAGGUGGUCGCGAAGACCGCCAUUACGACGAAUUUACCCUGGCUCGUCAACUCCGAUCCCGAGGAUGGGUUGUCCCCGCAUACACCAUGGCGCCCAACACUAACAAGAUGAAGAUGCUGCGUGUUGUUGUUCGUGAAGACUUUUCCCGUAGCAGAUGCGAUGUCCUGAUUCACGAUAUCAAGAUCUGCCUCGGCAUGUUGGAGGAAAUGGAUCGCGAGACGAUCAAGCGACAGGAGGAGUACAUCAAGACGCAUUUGACGUCCUCUGGCCGAGCUCAAGAAUCUAUUCACAAGCCUCGACAUUUCAAAGAUGAUGAUCAUUCCCUUCAGGGCAAGACUGGCAAGACUCAUGCGGCUUGUUAA
Molecule: messenger RNA, 1587 nt
Organism: Metarhizium brunneum ARSEF 3297
Lineage: Eukaryota; Fungi; Ascomycota; Sordariomycetes; Hypocreales; Clavicipitaceae
Product: Glutamate decarboxylase
Biological process (GO): L-glutamate catabolic process
Cellular component (GO): cytosol
Molecular function (GO): glutamate decarboxylase activity; pyridoxal phosphate binding
Source: RefSeq, a predicted model, not a curated record